Plasmodium knowlesi strain H is the source of this 504-nucleotide messenger RNA. RefSeq names its product translation initiation factor IF-1, putative. Gene Ontology annotation, biological process: translational initiation. Gene Ontology annotation, molecular function: RNA binding; translation initiation factor activity; ribosome binding. The coding region runs from base 1 to 504 and encodes 167 amino acids. Gene Ontology annotation, cellular component: cytosol. The record is from RefSeq and is a predicted model, not a curated record. The transcript has a single exon. Lineage: Eukaryota; Apicomplexa; Aconoidasida; Haemosporida; Plasmodiidae.
AUGUACAGAACAACAUUGCCCCUUCUUACCCUCCUCGUGUAUGUUACCCUUUAUUUCACUCAAGCACUGACCAGGCGGAGCAAUUUAUUUAUAACCCCAGUGUUUAACAAAGUAUAUUCGUACAGAACCAACUAUGGGUCGCCCAUCAGCGUGAACAGGUGGACAACAUGGAGGAUGACAACUGAAAGAACUCCCCGUAGGAACGUUAAUGUCAUAUAUAACAGGGUUAAGGAUAGCCACGUGGUAAAGGAAGGAAAAAGUGAUACCAUCGAAAUGAACGGAGUAGUGGACCAAUGUCUGGCCAACACCAAUUUUGUGGUUCGAAUUCCAAAUGGAGAAACCUUCCUGUGUUUCAUUUCGGGAAAAUUGAGAAUCAAUAAGGUGAAAAUUAAUCUGGGGGACAUGGUUAAAAUACAGAUACAUAAGUUGAACUUUGAGAAACGCAGAGGGAAAAUUGUGUUCAGGUAUUUGCAGCAUGCCGCACUGGGGGGUAAGAAGUGGUGA